AUUUAUUAUUUCUCCAAACACGCGGUCGAGCCAGUCAGUCUCAUCAAUUCGCAUCCCGGCGGAUUCACGAUCAUCGACCUUCUGCCAUCUGCAAAGGCGCCCCUGUCCAUUUCGCCCUCUCCCCUUCUUGAUGCAGCGUCGGCGAUAGUUUCUCCACCGUUGCGAUACCUUGCGAUCCCUCGCGCCUCGUUUCCCAGCUCUCCCAACCCCUACAUAAGCCCGGACGAGCGUCUCCGGCUGGAAACCCGCGUAUCCCCUCGAGAUGGAAGGCGAGAACGCCAGCUUCGGCUCGCCAGCCCACGCUGCUGCUACUCCCGGCAGCAACCCCAUCCUAGCGCAGCCUCCCCUCCAGACCGACGCAUCGGGGGCGCCGCAACCAUCCGAAGAUGUCCAGAUGUCCGAGGUCACGUCUGCCGACCCCGUUAUCAAGCAAGAUAGCACUACUCCUGCACCUGCCGGUACUUUAGACAACCCACUUGAUGCUCCCCCCGCCCCAGCUGCUGAAACCACCCUAGGUAAGGACGACGAGGAGAUGGGCGAGGCCCAGGCCGAGACUCAGGACGGACGGCCGCAAGACAAGGAUGGCGACGAUGCAGCUGCCGGCGCUGACGGCCGAGCUCAGGAGGCGAAGUCUAAGGAGAGCAUCGAGAACGCGGCGCGAGAACACCUCGUCUCCCAAACCCACGCCAUCGUCCUGCCCAGCUAUAGCACCUGGUUCGACAUGAAUGACAUCCAUAACAUCGAGCGCAAAGCCUUGCCCGAAUUCUUUAACAGCCGCAACCGAAGCAAGACCCCCGCCGUUUACAAAGAUUACCGCGACUUCAUGAUCAACACUUAUCGAUUGAACCCCCCCGAAUACCUGACCGUGACGGCUUGCAGGCGAAAUUUGGCAGGCGAUGUUUGCGCCAUCAUGCGCGUCCAUGCGUUCCUCGAGCAGUGGGGACUUAUCAACUAUCAGGUCGACGCCGUCCAACGUCCCUCGCAAGUUGGCCCGCCGUUCACCGGUCACUUCCAAGUUAUCUGUGAUACCCCCCGUGGACUUCAACCCUGGCAGCCCUCGGCAGAUCCGAUCGUCCUCGAGGGCAAGAAGAAUCAGGAUACCGACCAGAAAGCCAACACCGCCGCAACUGCUGCUGGCGAGCGAAAUUUGGAAGUUGGUCGGAACAUCUACGAGGCCAACGCCAAGGGCACGAAGCUCAACAAGACCGAAAGCAAGACGAACGGAGAGACUGCAGCUACCAAUGGUACAAGCGCUUCGCCAGCGGUCGACGAGAGUCUGAAAGCCCCCGUUAUCAAGGUCCACUGCCAAAACUGUGGUGUAGACUGCACAAGAAUCUACUACCACCUGCCAGAGAUCAACUCGCCGAGCAAGGCGAAGUACGAUGUUUGCCCUAGCUGCUACCUAGAGGGUCGGAUACCUAACAACCAAACCAACACCCAGUUUAUUAAGAUGGAGAAUAAGACCUAUUCCACAAUUCUGGACCGUGACGCCCCGUGGACAGAUGCCGAGAUUCUUCGGCUCCUCGAGGCGUUGGAGAGGUACGACGAUGACUGGGCUGAGGUAGCUGAGCACGUAGGCACGCGAACUCGCGAAGAGUGUGCCAUACAGUUCCUCCAGCUAGAUAUCGAAGACAAGUACCUCGAGACAGAAGCACCUAUCCACGCGCCUACGGGUCUCGCGAUGCUUGGGAAGCACGGCGGGCACCUUCCCUUCAGCCAGGCCGAUAACCCUGUCAUGUCUGUCAUUGGCUUCCUUGCCAGUCUGGCUGACCCGAAAACGACGGCGGCGGCAGCCAAGAAGUCGGUGGAAGAGCUGCAGCGAGGCCUUCGAAGUAAGAUCGAAGGCGGCGAUGCAUCAAAAGUCAACGGAAAGGGUAAGGAAAAGGAGGGCGACUCGAUGGAAAUCGACGCACACCAAGAGCCCACGACUACUACUAGCACAAGCGCAGCCAACUUGGCUAGCAUCCCAUUAGCUACUAUGGGCGCACGUGCAGGCGGUCUGGCUUCCCACGAGGAGCGAGAGAUGACCCGGCUGCUCUCUGCGGCGGUGAACGUUACCCUGCAGAAGAUGGAGCUGAAGCUGAAAUACUUCGACGAGAUGGAAGGCAUCCUGCAGGCAGAACGGCGCGAGUUGGAGCGGGGUCGCCAGCAGCUCUUCCUAGACCGUCUUGCUUUCAAGAAGCGGGUCCGAGAGACGCAGGCCGGGUUGAGGUCGGCCGCUAUCAACGGCGGCGACAUCAAGCUCGACGGCAACGGCCUAACGUUCACAUCCGCGCCCGCCUUAAGUUCGGUACAACCUCUCGGGAGCGACGGCAACAUCAAGAGUUACGAGGCUUAAUACUAUUGGGGUGGCUCGUGUAAGGAGCAACUUAGUGUUCGUGUGCGUGCGCGUGUCAGGCGAAAUAGGAAAUUCUUUCGAACCGAUCGAUACAUCGGCUUUCACUCUAUCGUGGUUAACCCGGGCGUCAAGGGUAAAUGGGGCGGGAGGGAGGGGGUGGAGAUCCCCUCGGAAAGGGGUCCGUCCCGACUUUUUUCUGAAGGCAUUUGUUUUGCUGCCGUGAGAAUAUAAGUAUCGCUCGAAGGCAAGGACGGGCAUUGUGUACCACCACUACGAGCUUGCAGGCACAGAUAGGACUCAUCACAUUCAUGAGAAAUGGAAAUUAAAAAAACAACACAGAAUUAUAGCCCCAGUGCCCAAAUUAGUGCUGGUUUACCGUAG
Molecule: messenger RNA, 2719 nt
Organism: Durotheca rogersii
Lineage: Eukaryota; Fungi; Ascomycota; Sordariomycetes; Xylariales; Xylariaceae
Product: SWIRM-domain-containing protein
Exons: 3
Coding region: 263-2338 (691 amino acids)
Biological process (GO): positive regulation of DNA-templated transcription
Cellular component (GO): SWI/SNF complex
Molecular function (GO): histone binding; DNA binding
Source: RefSeq, a predicted model, not a curated record